Neopsephotus bourkii (Bourke's parrot) is the source of this 815-nucleotide messenger RNA. RefSeq names its product POU class 2 homeobox associating factor 3 (gene POU2AF3). The record is from RefSeq and is a predicted model, not a curated record. The transcript has 2 exons. Gene Ontology annotation, cellular component: cytoplasm. The annotation marks the transcript as partial. Lineage: Eukaryota; Metazoa; Chordata; Aves; Psittaciformes; Psittacidae.
GGUUUACCUUCUCUCCUAGGACCGUUUGAUGCAGAACCCAGCUCUUCUGUUCCCAACUAUUGUCCAUCCUGGCAGUUUUCAAAUUGCCUCUCCUGUGAAGAAAGCCCUAGCUAUUUGGAACAACUGGUAGAUUCCUGUCUUCAGACAGAUGCACCCUCAGAUCCAGCCUUCAGUGGUUUCCAGACGUCCUCACACUACACCUCAGAUGCCUUCCAGGCGGUCCCACACUGCUUUAACCAGGGUCUGGCUGCUGGAUCCCCCAGUUCGGCUGAUCUGUCCAGCCCGUUGAACUAUAGCUGCUCUCCUCCUCAGCUAUCUCCUGUCACACCACUGACCCACAGCCCACCCUCUGCUCUGGACUCCGAGACUUACAACUACCCUGCGGAGGAAUGGUCCUGCCAUACCCCCUCCGCAUACACCGCCUCUGCCUGCUGCUGCACUGCCUAUGGCUCCCAGCAUGUGGACAACAGGGUCCCACAGUACUUCCCCUGCCCCAGCACGGACUGCAUGGACUACCUCCCUCCCAUGGCCGUGGCCGAUGACUUCUUCAGAAGGGAUAGGAACUGUGACAUCUGCUAUAGCUAAUGGGGACUGUGGUUUUACACAUCCACUGUAUCCAAAUCAGAUUAAUUGCCCAUGAACUAUGCAAAGCUGUGCUGCCUAACACAGUUCAGUUUAUUCUUCACUACUCACACAUUUUCUACAUGACACUGUUACUACAUUAAUCCUCCUGUCUUGUAUGGUCAGGGGUAUUGGGGUGUUUUGUUGUGGUGGUGGUUUGGGGUUCUUUUGCUGCCUUACCAAACACAUGUAAU